GUCAAUUAAUCAAAGUGUCGAUUAGUUUACAGCGUGGAGUGAAUUGAAUUUGUAAAAUAUCAAUUAAAUACAACGUUUAUUGGUAAAAUAUAAACAAACCCAAAAUGGAGGAGGUCCUUGAGACGAUGCAGCUGCAGGACAUGCAGUGCGACGUGUGCGGGGAGAAGACCUUCCAGGAGCGCGAAGGAUUCUAUUACUGCGUGGAGUGCGGCACGCAGAAGGAUCAGAUUCGGGCUGUGGACCUAACUGCGGAGGAUAACUUCAAUGACACCACCAAGUAUGCCUCCAGGACCAUCCGAAGGCCAAAGGAAGUGCCCAAGAACGUUGACAACGACCCCACCUCGUGGGAGUUCUACAACUACGUGCUGCGCGGCUUCCUCCAGGAGCUGCUUAACAUGGGAGCCAAGCCGGAGCUCAAGCUGAUGACCCUGCAGGUGUGGGCAGCCUACAUGGGCCGCAUGGAAGUCGCCUUCUGCCGGGGCAACGAGUCGGGAAAGCCCAAGCUCAAUGUGCGGGCACUGCUGAGAGAUGCCCGCCUUAUCUACAAAUACAAGCCGCCCAAAGUUAAAAAAGGCAAAAAGCAAAAUCAAUCGGGCGACCCAAACGACGAGCGCGCCAAGUUCAGAUUGUGGAACAGGACCAAGCGCAAUCUUGACGCCUCGGGCUACAAGAAGCAUGGAGGUCCUUUAGAGUCCGAGGCGGGACAAAGUCUGGGCCUUCAAUGGUCCACGUAUGCCCGCAGGACUCUGAAACGCCAUAUGCCCCUAAAACACCUAGAUAAGCACAGUAGGGACAGCAAGGCCAGCAUGUCGUGCCACACCCUAAAACCCAAGGCCAAGGAACUACACUUUUUUGACCGUAACGUAUAUUGCCUGAACGUUAUGAAGUUAUACGUUGUGCUGGGAAUAGCCCUUAACAUGGUGGAAGAUGAUAUACAGCUAACGGACCUGCAGCGGUUCAUUGAUGAGGAGCACUUGUCCAAGCGGUACAUGUUCAACUACCUGCCCGAAAAUGUUGCCGCCAGGAAAAGGUCGCUGCUCGCGGAUAUGGCGCUCAGACGCCAGAAAGAAAAGUUCAACCACACGUGCCUGCGCCAACAUAUCGGCAUGGUGUCACGAUUUAUAGAUAUGUCUGACUACCAGAAACCGAAUCUGCACUCCCUGGCGGAGCGCUAUAUCCUGGAUUUGGGACUGCCUCCGCGCCUAGUCAAGUACGUAGGCGGCAUCAUCGACCUGUAUCCGCCAAAAUUCUUCAACGCCUUGGGUCCACACGUGUACCCGCCGUUUGAGGCUAGGACGAUGGCCUAUAUCAUUUACGCCAUGAAGUUGCUCUUCGGUUUGGACGAUAUCAAGGAGCAAAAGAUAUCCGAAUCGGCAGCAAAAAUCAACGAACAACUGCUGGAAGUUGGCGGACCAGAAGCUCCCUUGCUGUUUGUUUUCACCGAGUGGAUGGAGUUCGUGGAGAUACGGAAAGUAAUUAUCUCACAUUACAACCAGAGCUUUGCCCAACGCUUCGGGGUACCCACCCAAAAUGGAAGGCAUGUGGAUGACAUCUUGGCCAAAGAGCAAAAGGAAAAGGAACAGGGGGGCGGCUUUUAUGAGAUGGCGUGCAUGCCGUCAUUGAAGCGUCAGCACGAGAACCUGACCCACAUCAUCGAAACUAUGCUGAAGGAGCACUUUGGAGAGUCCAGCCAAGAAAGUAUGGAAAAAGAUCACAUUGAAUUCCAGCCCAGCUUAACACCGGCUUUAUCCUACUUCAAAAGAAUCCUGCUCCAAGCCUCACGGUCUGAUGGUGCGCAUGUGAGCAUAAGGAUUCCAGACUGCAUGCACGUGGAUCACUCGCAGCGGAACCUGGAUCCCUUUGUCCUAGAGACUAAAGAGCUCACCCGGUAUUUGGCCCAGCACGGUCUAAGCCUGCGAGUGGAGGAGGUGGCCUGUCAGGAGGACUUUCAAAAAGUAGGCCUUUUCCGUCCAUUGCAGCAUCUGAGAGGUGAGAAUAAGGAAUUUCGCGCCAACUGUGAUAUUAAAACCGAGACGUGGCUCGGCGAACUAAGAAGAAAGGAGAAGCGGCCGGACCUCCAAUUCUAUCAGCCCACUGGAAAAUAUGGUGCCCGGUAUCUUAAACGUAUAAAACACGGUUUCGGAAUGCGUGAACGGCUCGAGCACAGUAAUCCUUUUUGGGAGAUUACCGAGACGCCGAGUUUCUUGAUCAAACUGAAAGACAAGGAAGUUCCACUAGACACUUUGAGCUCUCUGCAAACAUUCGAGGAGGGGAGCAUGGAUCCGUUAAGCGUCCCUCUCGAUCUGCCUCGACGCCAUUUGGAGAAAAAGCUGAAUUCCAUAGAGCCAGAGAAGGAAUCAGAUGAAAGAACAGAAGAUACAGGUGACGAGCCGCCCAACCCUGAGAAACUAUUGCUGCAAGUAUCCAACUUUGAUUGCUGGCUUCUGCACGGCUAUGUGAAGAUGCUUCGGCAGUCGGACAAGCGUGUGCUGCGCCAGUUAUUUCCCUGCUCCUUUCGCUGGCUGCUAGAGACCUGUGCCAACACCAUUGGCGUGGAUUGGGAUAUCCUCUAUGAGCAACUUUUAGUUAUAGAGAUGAUGUUUCACCACAGUAUUGUAAACUGGAGUAACCACAAGGAAGUUUUAUGUAUUCAGCACAAUACACAAGAGAAGGACAUUAGAAAUCUGGCCAGGAUGUACAAAGAUUGGUGGUAGUAUAAGUAUAAUGUAGUUUCCAAAAGAAUAAAACUUCUACUGCUUCAAAUACAAAAUAUUUAGCAUACAUCUAGGGUAAAUAAUAACCACGUAA
Messenger RNA from Drosophila suzukii, 2808 nucleotides. RefSeq names its product TATA box-binding protein-associated factor RNA polymerase I subunit B (gene TAF1B). Gene Ontology annotation, biological process: nucleolar large rRNA transcription by RNA polymerase I; RNA polymerase I preinitiation complex assembly. Lineage: Eukaryota; Metazoa; Arthropoda; Insecta; Diptera; Drosophilidae. Gene Ontology annotation, molecular function: RNA polymerase I core promoter sequence-specific DNA binding. Gene Ontology annotation, cellular component: RNA polymerase I core factor complex; RNA polymerase transcription factor SL1 complex. The record is from RefSeq and is a predicted model, not a curated record.